Mangifera indica (mango) is the source of this 1803-nucleotide messenger RNA. RefSeq lists its product as uncharacterized. The record is from RefSeq and is a predicted model, not a curated record. The transcript is spliced from 3 exons. The coding region runs from base 256 to 1629 and encodes 457 amino acids. Lineage: Eukaryota; Viridiplantae; Streptophyta; Magnoliopsida; Sapindales; Anacardiaceae.
UUUUUCACAGUCCGUGAGCCGAAUGGCAACAACGCCGGACCAGACCCCAAAAAACAUUAAAGAAAAUAACAACAGCAAAGAAACUCAGAAAAGCAAAGGAAAGCUCUCAAUUUCUUGAUUUAUUUUCAGUCACCAUUUGGAGGUUUCAAAGUCUCUCGGAAACGCAGUUUCUCUCUGAGUCAUGCAGGUGAUAUUCAAAGUGAAAUUCUAGGAGACUGUUGUAAAUUCGAGCCAUUUGCAUCAAUUCAUUUUUAGAUGAGCCAGCAGGGUCAAGGAAUGAGCUCUUUUUCUCCAUCGGAUGCCCCUGUAAAACGGAAACGUGGUCGUCCACGUAAAGAUGAUACUCAAAUACAGGGGGAGAACUUGCCUGGAUCUGACAUUUUAAAGAAAAACAAGCAGAUUGUGGGUGCUAGUAGUGCUGACAUUGAUGAUGUGGUGGGUCAGAUGGUUUCUGGUGUCAUUGAAGGUUCAUUUGAUGCUGGAUAUUUUCUUAAUGUUAAAGUAGGUGAUACUGAGACCCAGCUGAGGGGUGUUGUAUUUUUGCCGGGGCAAUUCACUCCAAUCACUGAAACAAAUGAUGUGGCACCAAAUGCUAAGAUGUACAAAAGAAAAGAGAUACCCAUCCCAGUUCAAACCCCACAAACUUGGGACCAUCCAUCUGAACAAAUUAAAGAGCAAGCUACUGAAUCUAAAAUAGAUGCACCUAAACUUUCAGAUCAAGUUUUUCCCUUUGAGCUUCAGUCAGGCAUCCCAGUUGCAGGUGAGAACCAAUCUGCCUCUGUUAUAAUACCUUUAGCUGAUAACUUGCCUGUGAAUGAGCCAGAUCUUUCCUUGGGAGAAAAAAUGGUGUUGCAGCAAACAUCAGAAACAGAGUCUGGGCUUGACAUGCAAACUGCAUCAAUAAUAGCACAACUAAAACAAGAUAAAGUUGUUGAACAGGAUAUACUGCAGCUGGGAACGAAGAUGGACGUUGAUGCUACAAAAGAAUCAGAGCCCAUGACUACCCCAAUUGUUGAUGUUAUUCCAUCUACCAGAAGUGCUAGUCAGGCUCCUCAAGUUGAACAUCAAGCUUUGAGUUUUGACCUUCUGCCAAAUGAUUUGGUUCCUAACGAAGUGAAGAGUCUGAACAUUGAAGACAACCAGACUACUGUAUCUGCUGAAUCCGAAUCUUUGUCCGCUGUACCCAUUGGAAUCAGCAUUUUCAUGCAGGAAAAAAACCUUGAACACAACCCAGCUCCUUUAUUUGUUGAAUCUGAACCCACUUGUUCUGAGCCAAUUGGGAUGAACGAUAUGAUUGAUGGGCAGAAUUCUCUUGAGAAAACAAUACAAGAUCCACAGUCACAGCUUGAUAACAAAACAGUUGGUGAGAAUGAGUCAUCUCUGCCAGUAAAUGAAGCUGCUCCUAACAUCGCAGCUAUAACUUCAUUGGCUCCACCAAUAACCAGCCUGUCAGUAAUGAUGUACGGAGCAGCUAUUGCAUCUGAAUCGGAACCAGGCAACGAAGGAUCUGCUUUUCCAAAAAUUCUUGAGACCCAAAUAUGUAGUUCUGCAGAAUCUGAUAUCAAAGAUGCCAUUACACACACUCAUUUAGAUUUACCUAGUGGUGUUAAUCUAUCUGGUUCAGGCUGAUUCCUUUGAGAACUAAAGACAGAAGAAAGGCUUUGUUAUAAUGAGCAUAUAUUUUCUAGUGUUAGGAAUAAAAAGAUUAUGCUACUUAAGGGUAAUUCAGAGUUAGUUUAAUCUGCUCUGGAUAAUUUUGUAAUGAUAGUUCCUGCAAUCUGAUACUCAACUUUGGUUUUGAUA